Cydia pomonella (codling moth) is the source of this 3950-nucleotide messenger RNA. RefSeq lists its product as uncharacterized. The record is from RefSeq and is a predicted model, not a curated record. NCBI's taxonomy places the organism in Eukaryota, Metazoa, Arthropoda, Insecta, Lepidoptera, Tortricidae. Bases 996 to 3026 code for a protein of 676 amino acids. The transcript is spliced from 16 exons.
UACUAUGGGUACAAGGCGAUGCUAUACUUACGUAUAUAGAUAAAUACAUAUUUAUAUACAUAUGAUUACGUUCAGUUAAGAAAAUACCAUACGUUUUUGUAACUCAGGAAAAGAUUUUUUUAGGACGGUGAAAUUGCGCUUAAAUUGUACAGAAUAGGGAACUUUAUCGGAAAAAAAAAUGAAAAAUGAUUUUAUUAUUGCACACACAAAAAUGGGUUAAACAGUGGUGAAUAUACACUAAGUUGAGGUUGCAUGCAUAGAGCGAUACUUUUAUAAUAAACCGUUCUUUUAUAAUCUAUUCAUUAAAAUCCAAAUCUGACAAAAUAAAAAUUGACCCAAAUACAAACGUACAAAUAUUACAUAAUUAGAUGUGAAUAUUGAACGUUUUUUUUUGUCAGAAUUUUUUUUAUGGGUUCGUGGAUUUAGAAGCUUUAUUUUUGAGCUUUUACUUAUUUUGAUAAUAAUAUAGGUACCUUACAGUUCAUUAAAGUGUCAAAAUGGUGUCUACGUAUUAGUUUCGGACAUGCACAUGUCUUUCAAAUUUCCAGAACACCAUUGUUCCGUGACGUAGAUAUAGGUACUUACUGCUGGUGGCCCCACAGCUGGUGACACCCUAGGUUAGGUUUUUUGUAUUUUUUUUUUCCUUUUUGUAUUUUUAUAUAUUAUAAAUAAAGAGAAAUAUAAGUACCUAAAGUACUCAACAUUCACGUCAUGCUAAAAUUACCUAACUCAUUAUUUACAGAUUAAGCAUUAAGUUUAAAAAAUGAAUUAGGUAUAUACUAACAAUAGCCGUUUAUCCACGCAUUUUAGCUGUGUUAUAUUACUCAAUUUUAUGUUUUAAACCUAUGCAAAUAUUUUUAUUACUCACACGAGUAAAGUAUUUAGUUCAAGUUGCAGUAAUUCACAGCGGAAUGUCAUCUCGUUCGAAUCUGGCGAAGUGAGGAGUGCCUUACAGAAGACCACUAUCAUAACACUGCUUCUUACUCCGUAGCAUUAUGUUUCUAAAGGGUACACAGAUGUUCAGAAAGCGGUGGUACGUGCUGGUAGCCGCCGGUCUUUGUGCGCUAUACUUCUACUGUUCACUGGACAACUCGCUGCCGCGCUUGGGGGGGCCUCGAAGAUUGGAUAUCCCAGUUGCCCCGUCUGUACCACUUUCGAAUGCAAUCGAAGAUGACGAUAAACUACUGGGUACUGAUAUAAAAAACAGAACUGCUAUUAUCGAAUUCUUAGAGAAGAAGUUACAGAAAGCCCUAAAAUGGGACAAAGGGACGGGCUGCAAGAUCCCAAAGCUGGACCCCUACUCCGACGAUAUGGCAUGGUCUUACAAGAAACUGGGACCUCUGAAAUGCAAGGGACAAGAUUGGGUAAAAUGCUAUCAUUCAAAUUGCCGCGUCAUAGACUCUAUAAGAGACACACACACAAACAUCCAGUGCGAAUACAAAGACAUUAUCUACAAAGACGAUUUCCACUACGACUUUGGGAAACCUACUACAGUCAAAGAUGGCGACGUACACCAACUGUCAGCCAGUGAUCACGUCAGUGUGUCCUGUACAGGAACUGUGCCAAGUAUGGGAAAUACUGAAAAAUGGUCAGGCAACACGCUCGGUUUCCGGCCUCUCUCCCCUCCGGCCAAACCUCUGGACGAUCAGAUCAACGUGAUGAUCCUCGCGUUCGACUCCACACCUCGGAGCGGCUUCAUCAGACUCAUGCCGGAGAGCUGGAAGGUGAUUAACGAGGAGUUGAAGGCUACGGUCAUGGAAGGGUACAAUAUACUAGGUGACGGGACACCUGCCUGCCUGUUUCCGUUCCUUACUGGGAAGACAGAGCUAGAACACCCUGAUGUCCGGAGAACUAAAGAAAACAAGAGGACUUUGGAUGACUUCCCUUUCAUAUUCAAGCAUGUAAAGGAAGAAGGAUAUACCACAGCAUACAUGGAAGACAUGCCCCUCGACAACACAUUCACGUUCCGUUUCAACGGCUUCACGAAGCCACCGACCGAUCAUUAUUACCGCGCGUUCCGAAACGCCAACUCGCGACUGUUUAAAGGCUGGAACUUCUGCUACGGAGAUACCCCUCAGUUUAAGAUGAUGAUGAAUUUGACAGAGCAGUUUCUGGAGCUCGGAGGAAGGCGAUUCAUCUUCACGUUCAUCGGGGACAUUUCUCACGACAAUUUCAACUACAUACAGUACGCUGACGGAGACUUAGCGGCUUUUUUGAGGCGUAUGAGCAAACGCACCGAGGAUACGCUUAUUAUAGUCAUGGGAGAUCACGGGCCUAGAUACGCAGCAGUCCGCAAGAAGCACUCCCUCCGCGGCAAACUCGACGAACGCCUCCCGCUCCUGGCCAUUCGCCUACCAGACAAACUCACGCGCGCACGCCCCGAUGCGUUAAGCGCGCUUCAAUCUAAUUCACGCGUACUGACUACUGCACAUGAUUUACACGCGACUAUAUUGGAUGUGUUGGGAUUGAGGAAGCACUGGAACCCGUAUAAGGUGGAGGAAGCGGAUUUAAAGAGGGGAUUGACUUGGCUGGAACCGAUCCCCAACACCCGCUCCUGCAGCGAAGCCGGUAUCGAGACGCACUGGUGUACGUGCCUGGUGUGGCAGAAUGUGUCCGACUCGGAUCCAAUGUACAACAGGACUGCUAAUACCCUGAUAGACUACAUCAACAAGUUUACAAGCGAUGCUGGAUCCAAAUGCAUCCCGCGUACCGUAGCGUCUACAAAUUGGGUGCUCCGACAGCGAGUCAACAAUCGUCUUCUGGCUUUCAAUACCGCUAUAGAUUACGAUACGUACUUGGGACGGUUCAACGCCAAAACACAAGUCACUAUAGAGAACUUUCAGAUAGGAAUAGAGUCAAACCCAGGAGGCGCGGUAUACGAAGCAUCCCUGACCUACAAUGUUAAAGAGGAUAAGUUCGUAGUACAGUCCAGGGAUAUCUCAAGGGUGAACGCUUACCGGGGCGAAUCGGAUUGCAUCCUCGACUCACACCCACACCUCGCCGCGUAUUGCUACUGUAAAGGCUGACGAACACUAAAGUGAUGUUAACAAAUCGAAACUUAUUUUUCUCUAACGGGGCUUUCCAUGAGUUGUCCCGUACGUACAUCGGCAAUUUUCGAAAAAAAGUGUACAUGUAUUUUUUUAAACCUAACAAAUUUUGGGUUAUUUCUACUCUUAAUCAAGAGCACUAUCGAUUUAAGCAAUAAAAAAAUUAUCCCACUUUUAAUUGUCAGUUUUGUAACGCAGUUAACUAUACAUGUUGUAUGGACCGUUAUAAAACUGACUAAUAAAUAUUGUAUGGAAAAUUAAGCACAGUAGAAUAAAUAAAUAGUUUACCACGAAAUGCUCCCGCCUCAGCAUUAAUGCUAACCCAAAAGUCAGCGCUGAUCUUCCGGCUAGACCAUUUGUGGGUCACGAACAACGAAGUAACUAAUUAAUAAUCUGUGGUCACGAACGCAGCUGUACGACACGGCAUAAAACUGAACGCGACUUUGCGGCGGUGAAAGAGCGGCGAUCAACGCCAUCUAGUCUGCCGGCGAGACGUCAUGAUGACAAAAAAGGCCAUGUCGUACGCCUGCUGAUAGAUAUAGAUAACAAUGUUAAUAAGACCAUUCGUUAGUUUAUUACUAAUAUUAUAUUAUAAAAAUUGCUACUUAUUAUGGUAGAUUCUAUCUGAGAUAUGUAAUAUACAUGACAUGUUAUGCCUUAUGCGUAUAUGUUAUUUUAAAUUGUAGACAAAAACCAUCACGCGCGUUAGUACCAACGUUCAAAAACAGAGCUUGGAUUUCAAAAUUGGGCAUUUCUAUUUAAAGUUGUACCCACAAUUUGCAUUUUAGAUGUAGGAAUUUUUAUAUUAUUUUUUAUAUAUUCAGAACCACGAGCUCUUUCGAUCCUAACCGAGAAAAAAUCGGCCCAGUGCGUGUUCCGUACCAUUAUCUAUAAAAACGGUCA